CAACGCUGUUAUCAUGUUACACCUGUGCGAUAUAGGAUAUUGGUUGAGACUUUGAGAGAGCAUUAUCGAAGUGGUUCGCAAGGCUAGCAAACGAAUACAGGUAUGGCAAGAUCCCCAAUAAGAUCUAAAGCAUUAGACAUUAGUCAACAUCCAAAGGGACCAAGUCGAUUACCUUUGGGGAAGAAUGAAGGGCCUGUUGCUGUCGCAAACAGAAAACAAAUUUUAGAAAUCGCAAGACUUGUACAGUCGAUGGGCGAUUUUGAAAUCGAUGAACAAAAACAACAGGAAAUCAAGAAAACGAAAGACAACGUGAAAUUGACAAAACAUCAGCGCCUAACAAAUUGUUGGAAUAAAGUUGUGAAAACUGUCUGCUUGGUUGUGGACUGGUUGGAGCAACCAUCGCAUCAAAAGCAUGCAACCGACCAAACCGAUAGCAUUGACUCAACAAUGCGAGACACCGCGUCAAGUACACCAGAUACUACCAAUAAAUCAGAGGACGAGAUGGUGUUAAGAGGCUUGUACCAUAUCAUAGUUCUUGGCUCCCAAACUUUGACCAUUAAGUUGCUAGAAGUCAUAUCGGAUAACUUAGAUAUUCCGGGAAAUCUGUAUAGCGCGAAACGCGAAUAUGCUGAAGAAUGUCUUCGCUUGGUGGAGGAAAAAUACUAUCCAACUUUGGAUGUUAUUGAAAAGGCGUCCGACCUUUUGGUGGAACUAACAAGAGAUUUCGAACCUCACAAAGUUGACAUAUUUAACUCAUACGUUGGUCGUGCUCAAUUGGAGAUACAGCUUUGUCGUGAUUUUCUCGAUGAGGCAAAAACUGCCAUUGACGAAUUGAUGGAAAAAGUUAGCAUAGUGAAAUAUGUGUCACGUGGCGUGCGUUUACUAGGAUGGGGAGUCACGUGUUACUCUUUGUAUCGUAUUACAUCAUCCACAUCUAAACUCGAGGAUCUUGCAAACUACGUUGUCCCUUUGAGGAGUGCUGCAGUAAAGAAAUUAAUCCUUCGGUUGCCUCUUCUGGCAGGCUACGCGAUUUCUGGCUACUUGUGGUUGUCUAGUUUCCGCCCAAAACGUGCUUACGAGCUCCGAGAAAAUCUUGAAAAGAUGCAAUACAAGCAUAGUUUUUUUAUGAUGCAGUUAAAGUACUUAGACAGACGACUGGAAUUGUUGCAGAAUGAUUUUUCUCGUCGGGAUAGCGUUUAGCACAUUUAAUAAAUACUUUAUGAAUACUUUCGAGUAAAUUGAAAACGAGCUAACUGACAACGUGUAGUUAGAAAUCCCACCUCACUGAGAUAUUGCUAGUCAAUUCGUGUAACUGUACAAGCAUUCAAUAUGAAUAAUAUUUGAAACUGAUGAUGAAACAGGUGUGAAAUUUCUGAAAACUGAAUCAAAAUGAAGAUCCAAAGUGAAGUUCUGUAAAGGGUUGAGUUUUGAUAAGUUGAGUUUAGGCUAAUUCUCACAUAGUCGUCCGGGUUGUUUGAAUCGUCUCAACUAAUUUUUCAUUCAUCUGAAUAGAACUCCGUCCUAUCGGCUUGCGUUCUAGAGAUGACUCAGACAUGACUCGGAGUCUCGGACGAUAUAUCAAAACCCUUGGACAUAUCAACAUUGUAGAGUUUUUAAUUUGUAAUUUGCAUUACUGCAUGAAGGUAAUAUCGUUUAUCUGAGUUUAACUGUCACACCUGACGAUAGAGAAUACAAUUGAUAUACACGA
Messenger RNA from Xenia sp. Carnegie-2017, 1708 nucleotides. RefSeq lists its product as uncharacterized. The transcript has 2 exons. Bases 103 to 1200 code for a protein of 365 amino acids. NCBI's taxonomy places the organism in Eukaryota, Metazoa, Cnidaria, Anthozoa, Malacalcyonacea, Xeniidae. The record is from RefSeq and is a predicted model, not a curated record.